AUGCAUCUCUCUACAUUUGUGGGCAUUAUCGCUCUUGCGGAGCGAGCGUUGACAAGCUCGUUGCAAUGCAAAUGCGCUCCCAAUGAUGCUUGCUGGCCGCCCGUUACCGAGUGGGACUCUCUGAAUACAACUGUCUCGGGUCGUCUAAUUGAAACGAUCCCCGUCGGGUCGGUCUGCUAUCCUUCCGAACCAACAUAUGACGCCGAAGCUUGCGCUGCUGUUCGUACCAACUGGACUACCUGGCCAUUCCACUCGGACAACUCGGUAAGCACUGGUAACCCCGAUUGGGAUGAUGCAUGUACCCCUAUCUAUGCCAAUGGAACCAGUGUGACCGCCAAUGUCGAUGCUGGAAAGGAAGGCUGCUCAAUUGGAAACUAUCCGCCAUAUGUGGUCAAUGCUACACAAGUCCAUCAUGUCCAAGCUGCUGUUAAAUUUGCCAAGAAGUGGAAUUUGCGACUUAACAUCAAAAACACCGGUCAUAGUGGCUGGCGAAGUAUCGCUUAUGGAAGUCUGUCGAUCUGGACACACCACAUGAAGAGCUUUGAAUUCCAUGACAAAUUCAAACCAGAAUCGUGUCAGAAAGAGGAAUCUACUAUGGCUGCAACUUUAGGCGCCGGGAUUCAGGACGGAGAGUUAUUUGCCAAUAUGGCGAAGCAUGACGCAAUCGCAGUUGGAGGCGAGAACGCGGACGUUGGUGUCGUCGGAUGGGCAACAGGCGGUGGGCAUGGCCUCGCCACCGGCACAUACGGUAUGGGAGCAGAUAAUAUUGUCGAAGCUACCGUUGUCACGCCCGAUGGGAGGGUACUCAAAGCAAACGCGUGUCAGAAUCAGGAUCUUUUCUGGGCUCUUCGUGGAGGAGGCGGCGGCACGUUCGGUGUCAUCACAAGCCUUACCGUCAAAGCUUACAAGAUGCCGUCUGUGACGCUUGCGAUGAUCAACGUUGGCGCUAAAAACUCUACCUCUACCAAAUCCUGGUAUCAGCUCGUCGCGCAGAUGCACACACAGUUUCCCCGACUGCAGGAUGCAGGGUUGCACGGAUAUUACACCAUGUCUGGGUCUCCGAAGUCGAUAACUGUGACCCUCCUACAGUACAAUAAGCCGAAUACGACCAGCAUCUUGAGGCUUAGUGAACCAUUAUUGGAGGUUCUGAACGCUGCCAACUCAUCCGCAACACAUAGCUUCACCACUGAAUGGGUGCCUUCUUGGUAUACUCUGGUGGAACAUGUUCCCAUGUCUGGCAGCACCGGCUCCUCGCACAGUGCUACCGCAUCUCGAUUGAUUCCUCGCCGCGCACUGGAAAAUGUUGACUUGCUCGCCGAUGUGCUCGAAACAGUGACGUCCCCUGAUAAUGUGCCUAUUGGCGUCUCGAAGCCUUCAAUCUCAGGAACAAUGACAGCCAGCAAAGAGCCUGUUGACAAUGCUCUUAACCCUGCCUGGAGGGAAACAGCCGUUCACCUCAUCGCAAGUCGAUCUUGGGAUGAUUCCGUUUCCGAGGAUGUCGCAAACCAGGUCACUGAGGACAUGACCUUCAAAAGAGGAUACGCACUGCGCCAGCUUGCCCCGGAUGCUGGAGCUUAUUUCAAUGAGGCCAAUUAUCACGAGCCCAACUGGCAGUGGUCCCUGUUUGGGAACAACUACCCCCGUCUUCAUUCGAUCAAAAAGGUAUAUGACCCCGAAAGCGUGCUUUGGUGUCAUCAUUGUGUCGGUAGUGAAGAAUGGGCGCUGCAAGACAAUGGCAGCUUGUGCCAGACCUUCUGA
Molecule: messenger RNA, 1758 nt
Organism: Aspergillus tubingensis
Lineage: Eukaryota; Fungi; Ascomycota; Eurotiomycetes; Eurotiales; Aspergillaceae
Product: FAD binding domain protein
Exons: 7
Coding region: 1-1758 (585 amino acids)
Molecular function (GO): oxidoreductase activity; FAD binding
Source: RefSeq, a predicted model, not a curated record